Thalassophryne amazonica is the source of this 2268-nucleotide messenger RNA. RefSeq lists its product as uncharacterized. Lineage: Eukaryota; Metazoa; Chordata; Actinopteri; Batrachoidiformes; Batrachoididae. Gene Ontology annotation, biological process: DNA integration. The record is from RefSeq and is a predicted model, not a curated record. Gene Ontology annotation, molecular function: nucleic acid binding.
AUGUUAAAGAGACACUCUGCUGUUUUCUCUGAUACGUUAGGCACCAUGAAGGGAGUGAAAGCCAGGCUCACUCUCAGACCAAACAGUGCCCACAAAUUCUGCUCACCACGCAACGUGCCAUAUGCUCUCCGACCGCGAGUGGAGGCCGAGCUGAAACGCCUGACUGAGCUUGGCGUCAUCUCACCUGUGGCGCAUAGUGACUGGGCUACGCCCGUGGUGCCCGUGAACAAAAAGGAUGGCACUGUGAGACUCUGUGGGGAUUUCAAAGUCACCCUCAACCCAGCUCUGUGCAUCGACAAGUACCCAAUCCCCCGUAUUGAGGACUUGUUCGCUUCUCUCACUGGAGGUCAACGCUUCAGUAAGCUGGAUCUGUCCAAUGCGUAUCUACAGAUGGAAGUAGAAGAGAGCUCCAAGAAGCUGCUGACCAUCUCAACACAGAAAGGACUUUUCUGCUUCAACCGCUUACCGUUUGGGGUAACGUCAUCGCCUGCCUUGUUCCAGAAGACAAUGGACCAGGUGCUCCUCGGACUGCCACACACUCACUGCUACCUGGACGACAUACUUGUCAGUGGUCUUGACGAGCAGACACACCUGAAAACCCUGGAUGCAGUACUCAGCAGGCUUAAGGAAUACGGCCUGCACCUCAAGCAAGAGAAAUGUCUCUUCUUCCAGGAGUCCAUGGAAUACCUGGACCACAUCAUCGACAAGUCACCGGAGAAGGUAUGCGCCAUCAUGGAAGCACCAGCACCAGGCGAUGUAAGUCAACUUCGAUCUUUCCUAGGAAUGCUUAACUAUUAUGGACGCUUCAUCCCUGACGUGGCCACUGUGCUAAAGCCAUUGAACGAACUGCUGAACAAAGAAAAGAAAUGGCAGUGGACGUCAGCCUGUGCAUCAGCGUUCCAGAAAGCUAAGACACUCCUGGUAUCACAAGAGGUGCUCACACACUACAACCCUGAACUGCCUCUCUGCCUCGCUUGCGACGCUUCACCCUAUGGGGUCGAAGCUGUCCUCUCUCAUGUCAUGCCGGAUGGCGAUGAAAAACCCAUCGCCUAUGCAUCCAGAACUCUCAGCAAAGCAGAACAAAAUUAUGCUCAGAUUGAGAGGGAGGCGUUAGCGAUAGUCUUUGGAGUACGCAAGUUCCACCAGUACCUGUAUGGCAAUACCUUCACUCUACUCACUGACCAUCGCCUGCUUACAACCAUCCUCAGUCCAGUGAAAAGCACACCAUCCAUGGCUGCAGCUCGCAUGCAACGCUGGGCGCUCCUGCUCUCCGCUCACAAUUACACCAUCGAGUACAUGAAAGGGGCCCUACAUGCCAACGCUGAUGGACUGUCGAGGUUACCGCUUCCUCAUGCCCCCAGUGAGAAACAAGGUGCAGUGGAGGUGUUCUACACAUCACAGUUGGACACAUUGCCAGGCAGCAACGCCGAGAUCAAGCGUCACACCAUGUCUGACUCCACCCUUUCCCGUGUCAUGGAAAUGCGCCGCCAUGAUCUCACUGUGCAGCACGGAUGCCUCAUGUGGGGUUUGAGAGUGACUGUGCCCCCCAAACUAUGCCCCCGGGUGCUGAAAGAGCUACACUCAGCACACCCAGGUGUAGUAAGGAUGAAGAGCUUAGCUCACAGCUACGUGUGGUGGCCAGACAUUGACUCCCAGAUCGAGCACCAAGCAAAGACACGCCACUCAUGUCAGCAUGUGCAGAAAGACCCUGGCCUAGCACCCUUACACCCGUGGAUGUGGCCAUCCAGUCCCUGGGAACGGAUACAUGUGGACUUUGCCAGUCCAUUUGAAGGGCACAUGUACCUGGUCGUGGUGGACGCACACUCCAAAUGGCCUGAGGUACACAUCAUGGAUAGCACCACAUCCAGCAAGACCAUCCAAGUGCUUAGGGGAUUUUUUAGUCGCUAUGGCAUUCCACACAGUCUUGUGAGUGACAACGGCCCUCAGUUCUACUCUGAGGAAUUCAGCAUGUUUCUGAAAGCCAAUGGAGUCAAACACAUUCGCUCAGCACCGUACCACACUGCCUCCAAUGGCUUGGCAGAGCGAUUUGUGCAAACCUUCAAGCACGCUCUGAAAUCUUCCAGAGGAACUACACCAGUGCAACAGCAUCUGGAUACGUUCCUCCUGACAUACCGCAACACCCCUGAUGCAACAACCAAGGAAAGCCCUGCAAUGCUGUUCAUCGGACACAAGUUGCAUUCUCGAUUGGAUUUCUUGAAACCAAGUGUGGCUGGAGCAGUGCACCAGUCACAAGAGGCUCAACAGUAA